Molecule: messenger RNA, 168 nt
Organism: Parastagonospora nodorum SN15
Lineage: Eukaryota; Fungi; Ascomycota; Dothideomycetes; Pleosporales; Phaeosphaeriaceae
Exons: 2
Coding region: 1-168 (55 amino acids)
Source: RefSeq, a predicted model, not a curated record
AUGUCUGGAAAGAUUGAACUCGUGUUGAUCUUCGAAAAGGUCAUAUUCCAUGUGCUAGUCUAUUGGCAAAUGCUCGUGCGAUGGAACGACGGGGUAUCUAUGCAUAUUCGGGCCCUCCAAACGGCUGCGAACACCUUCAAGAGUCAAGACAGGUCGAGAAACAAGUAA